Messenger RNA from Sturnus vulgaris (Common starling), 1007 nucleotides. The record is from RefSeq and is a predicted model, not a curated record. NCBI's taxonomy places the organism in Eukaryota, Metazoa, Chordata, Aves, Passeriformes, Sturnidae.
AUGUACAUGGUUCUCUUUGCAGAGUUUUUGGCAAUAGCCUCGAACCAGAGCAGCGUGUCCAGCGCCUUCCCCAGCCCCGGAGAGCACGGCGGUGACACCAACCUGCUGGUGUCCCCUCUGCUGGUGGCAGGGGUGGUCAUCGGGCUGGUGCUCUUCCUGUCGUGUGCCACCAUCGUGGUGGGCAGCCUGCGCAAGGACAGCAGGCUCGGCCAGCCCCGGCUGCCCAGGGAGGCUGCGGACGCACCAGAUGGUUUCUCUCACGGCGGCUCCUCUGCAGAGCUGAGAUCCACCUGCACCGAGGAGUUUCCCCCAGCCUGUGAUUUUGACUCCUAUCUGGAUAUCCUUUCUCAGGUGAACAUCAUGUAUCCUGAUCCACCUCCAUGCUACGACGAAUGUGUGGGGCCAGGAGCAACACAAAUAUAUAUUCCCACAGAUGAUCCCCCUCCAUAUUCCCUUAUGGACCCUUGCCAAAGAAAUGAAAUACCUUUAAAUAUCUGUAUCAGGCAGGAAGAGGAAGCAGCACCUGGGACUGCAGGACGGGCUGCACGUUGUGCCGUGGGGCUGCAGGACUGGCAGCAGCCCAGCUCAGGAAUCUCGGUGAUCUCCAGGGCGGAGGCUGCUCCCCUACACGGGACAGUGGUGUGUGAGCUCAGCCUGCUCCAACAGAAACACGGGACAGCCUCCCACUGCCCAGCAGAGCCCACAUCGUGCCCAUGAAAGUGGCUCUUUCCUUUAGUUCUUCUGAAGAACUCAGACCAAUGGAAGAAUAAAACCUCUGGAUGUUUUACCAAUUUUAUAGCUUAAAACAGGGAUACAAUGGGAUUUUUUUACAGUGAAUUUUGCAAGUUUACCUAAAUUUCCCUGUUUGUGCUUCAAAGUGUUCCAUGGCAUCACAUAGCAUAAAAGAGCAGCAGAGACAAGCAGUGCAUCUGACCUUUUUGGAGCAUUGCAAAAACCAUUGAAAUCAGCCACUCAUCACGAAGAUAAAUGUUAUCCAGUCAAGCCUA